AUGUCGUCUCCCUCCCGAUCCAAGCGUCGCAAGGUCGACGGCACUCCCAACCCAAGCUCCCUCGCUUCGUUCGACCGCACAAUCUCCCCACCCCCGCUCGACGACGAUUACAACCCCACCGAUCCGGCCACAUUUGACGACAAGAACGACAAGCUUCGCGACUUCCUUCGUCCGCAGCCGGGUGGUGAGAAGAGUGCGCCGAAAGAAGUCAUCGAUCUCACUGUCGACGAGCCCGACGCGAGGGACGCAAAUGGCGCUGGCUUCCUCACCGCCGAGUCGUCGACGCAGACCGUCUCUUCACCCUUCCGUCUCACGCGUAUCCGCGGUCUACCCAACUCGGAGAACAAAAACACGGUCGGCAUCGAUGACAUCCUCGGCGACGUGAUGCUGCGCGAAGUGUGGUUGUUCAACUAUAUGCACGACAUCGAGUGGAUGAUGGAGCAGUUGGACGAGGAUAUUGUCGGACACGUCAAGGUGGUGUUCGUCCAUGGGAACUGGAAGCUGGAUGACCCGGGGAGGCACAGGAUGGAGGAGCAGGUGAAGGCAUUCCCGAACGCCAGACUCGUCGCUGCGUACAUGCCGGAGCCUUUCGGAACGCAUCACUCCAAGAUCAUGGUGCUGUUCAGAGGCGAUGACACUGCGCAAGUCAUCGUUUACACUGCCAACAUGAUAUCCUUCGACUGGGAGAACAUGACACAGGCCGCUUGGAUAUCACCUCUGCUACCCCUCGGAGAAUCCAAACCGCCCUCGCCGAUCGGCGAUGCCUUCAAGACCGACGCUCUCGACUACUUCUCUGCGUAUGGCAAAGCGCGUACCGGAGUAUUAGUUGAACAACUCAAGAAAUACUCCUUCUCCGCCGUCAAAGCCAUCUUCGUCGGUUCGGUACCUGGUCGUCACAAGACAUACGAGGCCAAAUGGGGCUGGCCGAAGCUGCGCAAGGUCCUCUCCACCAUCCCGAGCACCUCCGACGCCGACAAAACGUCCACGAUCUUUGCGCAAUGCUCCUCGAUAGCCACGCUCGGCGUGAAGGACACCUGGCUCACUCCCGUCCUCUUCAAAGCCAUGUCUGCGUCUGCCAACGUGGACACUCACCAACCGGAUUACGGAAUAAUCUUCCCGACGGCGCAAGAAAUCCGGGACUCGCUGAACGGCUACGGCUCCGGCAGCUCUAUCCACCUGCGGCUCGGCUCUCCCGCGCAGGCAAAGCAGCUAUCCUACCUCACCCCGCUACUGCACCACUGGUCCUCCCCGCCACUGCCGGGAACAUCCGCCUCCCCCUCCACCCUGGCGGGACGCGACCUUGCGGCUCCGCACAUAAAAACGUACAUACGCUAUGCCAACACCCCCCAGCCCGCGACAACGAUCGACUGGGCCCUCCUCUCCUCCGCAAACCUGUCGACGCAGGCUUGGGGCGCCGCGGAGAAAGACGGCAUGGUCCGUAUUUGUAGUUACGAGGCUGGCGUGCUAGUGCACCCUGGCCUCUGGGGAGAGGGGUUUACGAUGGUGCCUGCUUUUAGAGAGGAUACGGUUAAGCGUGUGGGAUGGAAGGGCAAGGUCGUCGCCCUCAGGAUGCCGUAUGGUCUGCCCGUGCAGAAGUAUACCGAGAAGGAUCAGCCGUGGUCGCCUGGCUUGCCGUAUAAAGAGCCGGAUUGGAUGGGCAGGAGGUGGGGCGGCGAGUGGGGCGGUGAGUGAGAGGGGUGAUUGUGGAUUUGUGAAAUUUGUGAUGUGCCGAUGGGAUGUGCCGAUGCGAUGUUGCACGGCGUGUGGACAAGCCAGCGAGUGAUAAGGUGGAGAUGUGUUUUUUUUUUUUCUUUUCCGGAAUAGUGCGGGGUAUGUGCUUCUUUCGCCUGGUAAUGUCUGGGCUGUAGUGGUUAUUGUGGGGAUGUGGGAUGUGGGAUGUGGGAUGUGGGAUGUG
Molecule: messenger RNA, 1915 nt
Organism: Tricharina praecox
Lineage: Eukaryota; Fungi; Ascomycota; Pezizomycetes; Pezizales; Pyronemataceae
Product: tyrosyl-DNA phosphodiesterase-domain-containing protein
Exons: 3
Coding region: 1-1692 (563 amino acids)
Biological process (GO): double-strand break repair; single strand break repair
Cellular component (GO): nucleus
Molecular function (GO): single-stranded DNA binding; double-stranded DNA binding; 3'-tyrosyl-DNA phosphodiesterase activity
Source: RefSeq, a predicted model, not a curated record